AAAAAACCAAACUCUCAGUCUCACCUUGGUUGCCAUCACAUUGGGGCACAGAUCCACACCUCGGCCGAGUCCAUCAUGGGAGACAACCUUCCGCCUAAAUCUGUCACGUCCCCUUCGUCCCUGGAUGAGUACCGUCGUGCGUCUGUCCAUCAGAGCUUCUCAGCUCGACCUACAGAUGUAACCACCCAGCCGAGUCCAUCCACAGGUGUGCCGCCGCGCCGCCAUUCCGCAUUGCCCCCCAACUCCAUGAGCAUGGGCCCUAGUUCGGCUCCGUCGCUGGCCGGCGCGAACAAUGCACCGCCGUCGAAUCCCCUCCCGAAAAGCACCAGUUCCCGACGCAGCUUUGCCUUCUUCGGGUUCGGCGACAAGGCACCGAGUAGUCACUCGUUCGUGGCAUCGCAUCCCCCGCCCAUCAUCUCCAACACGGGGUCCACUGUCGACUCGUUGGCAGAUUCAUCGUUGAACUCGUCAAACUCUUCCUUCUCCAUGUCUACACUGCCCGCGAGCAUGGAUUCCAGCGCACCUUCAGGCAUCCUCGCCAGCGGAUACCUCACAAAGCGAGGCCAUGUUGUGACGAACUGGAAGACGCGGUUCUUCGUGUUGCGAGCCGGUGGACGGCUAAGCUAUUACGCAGACGAAGGCAUGAAGAAGAAGCUGGGCGAGGUGCAUCUGGAGAAAGUCAGUCCAUGGAGCGGCGAAGCCAACGGGUUUAUGUUUUACACAAACAAACAAAUCGCCUACUACGUGUACGCCAGCACCAACAGCGAGCGGCGGCGGUGGCUGGACGCGCUCUCGGACUUUUACGUCGAGCCCGACGCCGUCGAUUGCGAAGGCUACCUCACGAAACGAGGCCACUUGGUGCCGAGCUACCGCAUGCGGUACUUUGUCCUGUGUGGGUCCACGAUCAAAUACUACGCCGACGAGACUGCGUAUCGGUCGGGAGCGUCCGCGUUAGCCGAGAUGGAAGUGCGCAGCGGGGGCCGAUGGGACGGCGAGUCCACGGGGCUGUUCCUGAAAACGUCCACGGGCAGUACGCUGUUUGUAUGCGCCGAGAACGUGCCGGAGCUGCAGAAGUGGCUCGAGGCUCUGGCCAGAGUCGCUACGGACAAGCCCAUGCAGCCCAUCGCGUGCGCCGGCUGGCUGACCAAGCAAGGCCACAAGCGCAAGAGCUGGAAAAAGCGCUACUUUGUUCUACGGGGAAAUACGCUGGCGUAUUACACAGACUUUGACGCAUCCAACCUCCGACAUGGCAAGCCCCUGGGCGAAGUCACGGUGCGCGAAGUGUCGGCGUGGGACGGCGAGCCGAGCGGCUUCAUGUUUAUCACGAAUGACAGCGUGCCGUACUACGUGUUUGCCGACAACGACCGCGACCAGGCGAAAUGGCUCGCGGCGCUGCGCAAGUUGUUCGAGUCUGCCACGUCCAUGGAAGAGCCAGACAAGACAUGCCCACGGUGCGCGUACGUACUGACGGGCUCGCGCUUUUGCGGCGCCUGUGGCUUCAACCUCCGCGGGACGUCCAACGAACGGUCGCGCCAGGCGUCGCAGCCGCUGGUCGUGCCUUCCGACGACUUUGACAAUGACGACGAAAACUCGGCCAUGGACGACCUCGACGCGCUGUCGGAAGGCGCACGGACGCUGCUUCUCGCGGUGAUGCAGAACCCCAGCAUUCAACUGGGAGACCAACGCAACACCAACAACAGUAGCAACCCGAACCUGGUUGGCGCGCUCGAGCAAGAGAUCAUGGACGCGCUUGAAAUGGACGACGACGAAGACGUUGUCGGCAAGCAAGACAAGGAGGUGACGCCGCCCGCGGCAGCUGGUCCGUCUUCCCCCGUUGUCACCACUUUGACGCCCGCACCGUCCAUACCACCGACGACGACAGAAGCAGCAUCUCCAGCCGCGACAGGAGCAGCCGACUCGCCAUCUCAACCGGCGGCAGCGCCAGGAUCUGUCAAGAGCGAAGCGUCAUCAUCGACGACGAGCAACGAGUCGGCCAAGUCCGCUCCCCGCGUUUCGUCCCCGCCUCCUCCAGCGCCGCGCCAAUCGACGUCGGCGCGCAAGGACUUUGUCGUACCAGCCAGCACCACCAACGACACGAGUUUUAGCUCGUUUGGGUCGGAUGUGGAUCGUCCGAUUGUCAGAGCUCCGGGGCCGUUUGGCAAGGCACAGCAACAGACGAUCGCCGACCUCUUGCACGACUCUAGCGACGAGGAAAAGGACGACGACAAGGACGAGAAGGCGGCGGCGGCAACAAGACGGUCGCAGUUGUUUGAGCUCAAGGGCUCGGCGCGGCAGUUUGACACGCUCCCACCAAACGAUGACGCACAUUUGAACUCGCCGCAGGUGGAUGCGUCACCCCGGCCCAGCAUGGACGACUCGUUGGUGCUUGUCGGUGUCGCCGGUCUGAAGGAGGACACCGCAACGGCGGUGGUGGCCCCCGCCGUGUCCAAGCCAGACCCCCAGAAAGACUUGUAUAUGUUUAUGGAACGCGAGAUGCAGUUCACACCGCUGUUUGUGCCGUCGGCGGACGCGCCGGUGCGCUGUCGCUUGUACGCGUCGAUGGCGUACUCGACGUCCAAGAAGAUCCUGCUGUUUUUGACCGACUCUGGGCCGCUGGGGCUAUGGAAAGAUGACGCGACGACCAGUGACGCGCCCGUGGAUGUCCACCAUCCGUUUGCGAUGCUGCCGUACUUGCACCGCGCCCAGCAGGAAGGCUUCAGCCUCAUCGUGUGCAAUCCGUUCUCGAAUAGCGCCAAGGUGUUUGAGCAAGGCGGCGUCGAGCGCGUGGUGCCCAUCCCACAGUCGGCCACGCCCAAGGAGCACCUGUUUUUUGUAUGGGAAACGUUUGUCAUGCCGACCAAAGCCGAGAUUUCCGUCGUCGCGUACCACCGCGGCGGGGCGUUGGCCGUGUCCCUCCUCGACAAGUUUGAAGACGCGCGCCGCAAGAUCUUUCGGAUUGCGUUUAUCGAGUCCAAGCACAUUGUCAACAGGGACACACUGGGCGCAUCCGUGCUGGAAUUCCUCGGCCGUCGCACGAUUCAAUGGGAGGCGUCGGUGGAUCAGCCCGCGGGCGGCCAGAUCGUCGACGCCCAGGAGCGCGUCGGGUGCGUGUGUCUGUCGCUGGGCGCGACCGACAAUGGCGACGUCGGGGUACUGGACAAGGCGGAAGACGCCGUGUUUGCGUUUCUGAUGGCGAACCCGACGCGCCCGGGCAUGACGGCCAUUGUCAAGCAAGUGCGCAGUGCGUUGCGCAUCAGUCGACGGGGGGCAGGCGGCAGCACCCGUCCCCCCGUGGAAAAGUCUACGAUGGCCCGUGGCAACUCGAAUGUGUUUGUGCUGGGCGAAGCCGACGGAGGCCAUCAACACAACCACAGCGACAGUGCCAUCCCCGCCGCCGACUCGCCCUCUCCAGACAAGCCAUCGCCCCAGUACUACAUGCCAAAGCACGUGGCGACGGCACGACCGACGACGACGCAGCCGCCGUCUGUGCAAACCAUCUCCAUGAAGGACUUUGAACUGGUCAAAGUGGUGGGCCAAGGCGGGUUUGGCAAGGUCUUUCUCGCGCAAAAGGUGACGGAGCCGCGCAAGGGUGAGUCGUUCGCGAUGAAAGUACUCAAGAAGCAGCACGUGCUGUCGUCGGGGCUGGUCAACACGACCAUGGCGGAGCGUCGCAUCCUCACCGAGAUCACGCACCCGUUCGUGGUCAAGCUGUACUAUGCGUUCCAGAGCGAGACCAAGCUGCACCUAGUUAUGGACUACCUCAGCGGCGGGUCCCUGGCCAUGCACCUCCGCCGCCGCCGCAAAUUCCCCGAAGACUGGGCGCGAUUUUACGCGGCCGAGGUGUCGGCGGCCAUCGCGCAUUUGCAUCACGUUAACAUCAUCUACCGAGACGCCAAGCUUGAGAACGUGCUCAUGGACAGCGACGGCCACGUCCGGAUUACUGACUUUGGCUUGUCCAAGCAGGGCGUGUCGGGGCUCCAGGGUGCGACGACGUUCUGCGGCACGGCGGCGUACAUCGCGCCUGAGUUGCUCAAGGGGCAGACGUACGGCAAGGCGGCCGACUGGUGGUCGUUUGGCAUUUUGCUCUACGAAAUGAUUGGCGGCAAACCCCCGUACUACCACCGCAACCGCGAUAUUAUGUUUCAGACGAUCCUCAAGCAGGAAUGGGUGACGUUUUCGCCCGACUUUUCAGACGCGGCCGUGUCGUUGAUUCGAGGGCUGCUGACGAGGGACCCGAUGCAGCGCCUGGGCAGCGGCCCCCGCGGCGCGGACGAGGUGCUGACCCAUCCGUUCUUUGACGCGAUCGACUGGGGCGAGCUGCUGUCGAAGCGCAUUCCGCCGCCAUUCAACCCCGGCGUGGGCAAGCUGGACACGGUGUACGUGGCGCAGAACCUGCAAGAGAUCACGGCCCAGGAUCGCCAAGUCAGCGUCAUGCGCGUCAACGAGCACGGUCCGGCGCGGCACAAUGAUUUCGACGGGUUUAGCUUUGUCGGCCGGUCGACGUCCGCCGUGAGUUUGAACUAAAAUACAACACCCAUCGAUGUCGUGGUCUGGUACUACUGCAUCACAAUGUGCGCGGAAGAAUGAGCUCUACAGUACGGUACAUCAUGUCCGGGAAAUGGUGCAGGCAACGAGUAGAGGCAAUUGCGCAACAGGCCUG
This is a messenger RNA of Aphanomyces astaci, 4660 nucleotides long. Its product is annotated as AGC/AKT protein kinase. Lineage: Eukaryota; Oomycota; Saprolegniomycetes; Saprolegniales; Verrucalvaceae. The record is from RefSeq and is a predicted model, not a curated record. Bases 76 to 4524 code for a protein of 1482 amino acids. Gene Ontology annotation, molecular function: protein serine/threonine kinase activity; ATP binding. Gene Ontology annotation, biological process: protein phosphorylation. The transcript is spliced from 3 exons.